AUGUCAAAAUUCUUGAGUUGCAUUGCUCCGAAAAAUGAUGAAGAAAAAAAACGAAAAUUAAUCAAUAAGCAAAUUAGUACAAAAUUAAAAAAAGAUGGAAAAGUUUAUAAAGCCACUUAUCGUUUACUUCUCUUAGGCGCCGGUGAAUCGGGCAAAUCAACGGUUGUCAAACAAAUGAAAAUUUUGCACAAUCCAUUCACUACACAAGAAAAGCUCGAUAAAAUUCCCGAUAUUAAACGCAACAUUCGUGAUUCAUUAACUAGUAUUUUACGUGCUCUGGAUAUGAUAAAUCCACCAGUGAGAUUAGAACGUCCAGAAAAUCAAAUAUGCGCAACAUAUAUCUUAACAACAGCACAUCAAUUAGAUUUCGAUUAUCCAUCCGAAUUUUUCGAUCAUGCAGAAAAACUAUGGCGCGAUGCAGGUGUACAGAAUUGCUAUUCUCGAUCAAAUGAAUAUCAAUUGAUCGAUUCUGCUAAAUACUUUCUCGAUCGUGUCAAUGAUAUCAGAAAGCCAAAUUACAUGCCCAAUGAUCAAGAUAUCCUUCGGUGUCGUGUGCUUACAUCAGGUAUUUAUGAAACGAUUUUUACAGUUGACCGGGUGCGCUUUCAUAUGUUUGAUGUUGGUGGACAACGUGAAGAACGUCGAAAAUGGAUUCAAUGCUUUAAUGACGUUACCGCGAUAAUAUUUGUCACAGCAUGCAGUGGUUUUAAUUUAGUACUUAUCGAAGAUGAAAAACAAAAUCGAUUGAGAGAAUCACUUGAUUUAUUUAAAAAUAUUUGGAAUAAUCGAUGGUUGAAAACAAUCUCUGUUAUUUUAUUUCUCAAUAAACAAGAUCUUCUAGCAGAAAAAAUAAAAGCUGGUUAUCGACUUGAUGAAAACUUUCCUGAAUUUGCUCACUAUGUCAUUUCCAAUGUUGAAUCAGACGGUUCUUUUUCGAAAUAUAAGAAAGCUGAACCCAAUGAAGAUCCUGAAGUAACUCGAGCCAAAUAUUUCAUACGUGACGAAUUUUUACGAAUUAGUACACGUGUUGGCAAAAGUGAUCAUUCGUGUUAUUCUCAUUUUACAUGCGCUGUUGAUACGGAAAAUAUUCGUCGAGUAUUUAAUGAUUGUCGCGAUAUAAUUCAGCGUUCGCACUUGAGACAGUAUGAAUUACUGUGA
This is a messenger RNA of Rotaria socialis, 1158 nucleotides long. Lineage: Eukaryota; Metazoa; Rotifera; Eurotatoria; Philodinida; Philodinidae. The record is from the annotation of a GenBank genome assembly.